AUGAGUCGGUCGCAGGACACCGUCAUCGAUGAUGACGAGGAAACCUGCCCACUCUGCAUCGAAGAGUUUGACCUAUCCGACAAGAACUUCAGACCGUGUCCUUGUGGCUAUCAGAUUUGUCAGUUCUGCUUCAACAGUCUUAAGACAACAUACGAAAAGAGUACAUGCCCGAACUGUCGAAGACCCUACGAUGAGAAGACCAUACAGUACAAAAUCCCGACAGCUGAAGAAUUCAAACUCGAUCAGUUGAACAAAAAUAAAAAGCAAGCCGCAGCCAAACGAAAGGAGACAGAGAAGCGUGAGGUGGAAAAUUCAUCACGUCGCAACCUCGCUGGUGUGCGUGUCAAGCAACAGAAUCUUGUCUAUGUUAUCGGCCUCAUUCCGCAGAUUAAAGAUGAGCAGGCACUGCUGCAGACUCUCCGCGGUCCAGAAUAUUUCGGCCAAUACGGCGAAAUUGAGAAGAUCGUCGUCAGUAAAGCCAAACCAGGAGCUGCGAACCAAGGAAUCGGCGUCUACGUGACUUAUGCUCGCAAAGAGGAUGCUGCUCUCUGCAUCAACACGGUUGAUGGGUCUCUCAACGGCGAUCGCGUCCUCAGGGCCCAAUUUGGCACCACGAAAUACUGCUCGGCUUAUUUGCGAGGGGAGACGUGCACGAACAAAAACUGCAGCUUCCUCCAUGAGACUGGCGAAGAUGGCCAGCACAGCUCCUUACAAAAUGAACCCCAUGGAGCAAAACUGCCCGUUCGACCUGCCGUGUCCACCCAGACGUCGCAAAUGAACCCUCCACCACGACCUCAGUCAAUCGUCCAAAAUGCGAAUACUCAACCAAUGGCUCGGCAAGGUAGCAAAGAAAACGACAUUAGCAGGAAGAACUCUCAGGAUAGUUCUGCCCUGCCCUCCACUGCAAGCUGGGCGACUGCAAAUGCUUCCGUCGUACGAACGAGACGAGCAAGCCAAACCAACAGUAGAGCUACUCCGAGUCCCCAAGUCACUCAUGCUUCGCUCGCGGCCCAGAAGCUGGAUGACCACAAAGCUAAGGACCCUCCUGCUAGUCAGCCACCUACCUCGACAGUUCCCCCGAAGACCGCGCCUAGACCAGACCAGACAAUUUCCAAACCGAAGUCGAAACCGUUGGACCCAAUACAAAAACAAUACGAAGAGGUCCUGCGAUGUGUAUCGCGGAGUUAUCGAUUCAUCUACGACGAUUCGUGUCUCAGUCCAGAAGCUCGCGCCGCGGUGGAUGACAUGCCUUGCUUUAUCGACCCUUAUGGCGGUGCCAAACGCCGUGCCAUGCGGGAGAAAGAACAAGCCGAGCGUGCAAAGCUGGAGGCCGAAACGAAAGCGAAACUCGAGGCCCAAGCCACCUCAGCCGCGGAAGAAACACUGGAAGAAGACAACGUCGUUGCUGGUAGCCUCGCUCUCGGUGGAGAACCAGAGGAUGAUCCCAGGGGCUCUUCCGCACGUGGAGCAAUUGGGCGCCCGACCCAGUCUUUGAGCGAUCAAUUUGCGUCAAUGGGUUUGAGUAAUCGCAGUCUGACGCCUCAACAGCGGCAACAAUUGGCUCUGCUUAACACCAGUAGUUUGCCACAGGCUCCAGGCCUCGGGCAACCAAGCUCCCAGAACAUCGCUUUCGAGAUGUCAGACUUUGACCGAAGAGGACCACAGUAUAGCCAAGCGCAGUAUGAACAGAUUAGCAGUCAUCAACGCCACGGUUCCAGAUACUUCAACAACGAUACCAAAGCAGGCUCCGGCAGUCGCUUUCAAGGCCAGCAGCAGAGCUUCUACUCCAGUGGAAUUCAAGGACCCCCUCCCGGCUUGCCAACAGCCGGUACACCUCCGGUUAGUGGAGGCGGCAUGUUCGCCCAUGGCCAAAAUUUCACCAACCCUGGUUUUGGAACUUCCAAAGACAUCAACGCGGAAGUCUAUUCGCGGAAUCGCAGUGGAACAAAUCAAGGUCAUGAUCUGUCUAAGCGUGAGUUGCUCCUUUCCUUGCAAAGUAACCCCCUUCGGUCACCCCCAUUAUCAGCCCCUGCCCCUGGCGUCCUCAACCCGCUCUACGCUCAAUAUCAAACAUACCAAGAUCCUGGGCUUGUCAAGCAAAGGAAAAAGGGCAAGAAGCACAGACACGCUAACACUUCCUCUUCAGGAGGUGGUGUAGAGCAUCUUGCAGACCCGAGCAUCGCAUCAGCGAGAGUCCACCAGAGCAAUACGGCAGGGCAGGGGCUGUUUGGGGGUAAUCAAGGUGGGUACCAGCAAUCAAACCUAUACGGCGGCGGCGGCGGGUACAAUCGAUGGUGA
This is a messenger RNA of Fonsecaea erecta, 2298 nucleotides long. Its product is annotated as CCR4-NOT transcription complex subunit 4. Gene Ontology annotation, molecular function: RNA binding; metal ion binding; ubiquitin-protein transferase activity. Gene Ontology annotation, cellular component: CCR4-NOT complex. Bases 1 to 2298 code for a protein of 765 amino acids. The record is from RefSeq and is a predicted model, not a curated record. The transcript is spliced from 3 exons. Gene Ontology annotation, biological process: protein ubiquitination. NCBI's taxonomy places the organism in Eukaryota, Fungi, Ascomycota, Eurotiomycetes, Chaetothyriales, Herpotrichiellaceae.